AUGUAUACUGGACCACUUUACCAAACCCAAAUAAUCCAAAGGGAUCUUCAAAAAACAUCGAAAUUUCAAUAUGCUUUUACGAACCCUCAAGUUGAAAGCAAGAACUUCUUCGAAAUAGUCAGUGGAAAGGUGAAGAAAUACCUUGUGCUGUUUCUGGAAACUUCUUCCAUCCACGGGCUGAACCAUCUGGUGGCGACAAGGAGACAUCCUUUUGAAAUUCUCCUCUGGUUAACCAUGGUGGUCCUCUCCGUGUUCGGAGCAGUCUACCUCUCCCGCAUGACCUGGUUGCGCUACCAGUCUUCACCCACCGUCGUCUCCAUGGACCGGGACAUGUUCGCCUGGAACACUACGUUCCCUUGCGUCACUAUUUGUCCGAACAACAAGCUGGAUAAGAAGAAACUGGCUGCUUAUAUUGAGUCUUCACCAGAACCAGACAAAGAAAAACUGGAAUCAUUCAUCAGAGCUCUUGCCAACGCGACUUACGAAAAUUUCGACACAAUCCCAGAUUACGACGGAAUUAAUCCAAACGAUUAUAUGGACCUUCUUCUAAAUCUGUCAGGAACUUUCAAACCUAUCUUGACCAUUGGAGCGUCAGGCAUCAGUUUGCAUAUCAUACCGACUAUAACGGAAAUGGGGUUAUGCUAUGGAGUCAAUUCUAAAGUGGCGAUUUAUAACUCUCCGACUUACAGGGCAGCAAAUAGAUGGGAUAUUGUGCAUUCUAACAAUAAUACAUUCUUCGUUCACCCCCUUGACGGAGAAGUCUUCGCGCAGGUCAUCAACCUGUCAACAGCUUACGACGCAUACAUCCAUGGACCAUUGGAAGUACCAGACGUGGCCACAAAACAUCAGCACUCAGAGGAGGAUUAUUAUAUGAAGCUAUACGUCACUGCUCUUACGGUCUACACAGCGCCUGAAGCGGCUAAAUUGAGCGUAGCCCAAAGGCGUUGCCGAUUUCUUCACGAGAACAAUUUGAAGCACAAUGCCGUGUACACCUACACCAUGUGCCGCAUGGAGUGCCGCAUCAGGCUGUGUCUGAAGCAUUGCAAAUGUAUACCGCACUUUUAUAGAAGAAUCGGCGAUGAGAAAGUAUGUGACGUCAAAGGAUUGCACUGCUUAGCGAAACAUACAGACGAGCUAUAUCAAUUACAAACCAAAGAGGGAAAGUUAACUAAAAGAUUGAACUGCGGCUGUUAUCCGAUAUGUGACGACGUGAAUUACGUGAUACAAUCCAAUGUAUUACAAGAAUGGUUCUUGGGUACCAAUUUGCAAUGGGGUAUAGUGACUUAUCCGAGGAUGAGGUACCGACGGGAUAUCAUUUUUGGAUUCACAGACGUGUUGGUGCAAUUGGGCGGCAUGGCUGGUCUUUUUCUGGGUUGCAGCGUACUGAGUUUCAUGGAAAUUGUAUAUUUUCUAUCACUUAGGCUUAUAUGCUAUGCUCAUGUUGGCAGAAAGAAGUAA
Molecule: messenger RNA, 1458 nt
Organism: Amyelois transitella
Lineage: Eukaryota; Metazoa; Arthropoda; Insecta; Lepidoptera; Pyralidae
Gene: ppk9
Product: pickpocket protein 28-like
Exons: 10
Coding region: 1-1458 (485 amino acids)
Biological process (GO): sodium ion transmembrane transport
Cellular component (GO): membrane
Molecular function (GO): ligand-gated sodium channel activity
Source: RefSeq, a predicted model, not a curated record